Dendroctonus ponderosae (mountain pine beetle) is the source of this 1044-nucleotide messenger RNA. RefSeq names its product zinc finger protein 830. Gene Ontology annotation, biological process: nuclear DNA replication; mitotic DNA damage checkpoint signaling; mitotic DNA replication checkpoint signaling. Bases 114 to 977 code for a protein of 287 amino acids. NCBI's taxonomy places the organism in Eukaryota, Metazoa, Arthropoda, Insecta, Coleoptera, Curculionidae. The transcript is spliced from 5 exons. The record is from RefSeq and is a predicted model, not a curated record. Gene Ontology annotation, molecular function: zinc ion binding; nucleic acid binding. Gene Ontology annotation, cellular component: spliceosomal complex; nucleus.
UUGUGUCUGACUUUCCAAAGUUAGGUUCACGUUAACUUUACAGCAGUUUAUUUUUGUUAAAAGUAACUUCGUUAUAUCGGGCUGAAUUGAACUAACUAAAUGAAAAAUUCGCCAUGUCGGCUACAUUUAAAAAUGCUAAGAAGAUGGAGAGACAGGAGCAGCUGCGGAAGCUGUUGAAAAAUCACAAGAAAGUAGUAAAAGAAGUGAAGAAAAUAGACUCACCUCUAGCAAAAUAUAAUGAAUUAGGACAACUCACAUGCAUUCUUUGCAAAUCAAUAGUGCGCUCUGAAGCUGUGUGGGUGGUGCACAUAAAUGCCAAACAACACAAGGAAAAUGUAGAAAUAGCCAAAAAAUUGAAAGAAAAAACCAACAACUUUACGACGCCUUUAAAAAGACCAAUGACGCCCCCAAUGCCAGAUAUCCCGGAAAAAAAGGUUAAAGGUAUUUUAAAGAAUGGGGUUGCUCCAUCUGCAAAAGCUACUGGUUCAGGAACAAAUAAUGUACUUCAGAUAAAUGACCAAUCUGAAAAACCCGGUGCCACCCAUGUAUUGUCUUUGCAGCAAAUGAAAAAUCGCCAAAAAGAAGCGGCGCAUGAAGAUCCGGGGGAUCAAAAUGCGUCCACUUCAAUUCCAGAAGGAUUUUUUGACGAUCCCAUUCAAGAUGCUAAAGCGAGAAAUCAAGAAUAUAAAGAUCCAUUGGAAGUAGAAUGGAAUAACUUUUUGAAAGAAAUGAAAGUAAUUGAUAAUGAAAGCGAAGCUAUUAUUGCAGAAGAUCAAGAUGAGGCCACAACAGAAAGACACAUGGAGGAAAUUGAAGAACAAAUGGCAUUAUUCAACAGGGUACUUGAUUUAGAAAAGAAAAAAGAUGUAGCUGUUGAACUGUUAAACAAAAUAAAGAAUGAACCACGUACUGAGGAUGAGGAGGAUAGCGAUGAUAUUGAUGAAUUUUUAGAUUGGCGGCAGAAAAAAGCUUACUAAUUUUUCAGUUAGAUGCGUUCAUAUGUUUAUAUUUAAUUAUCUUACAGAAAUAAACAAUUUUGCUAGA